This is a messenger RNA of Colletotrichum truncatum, 1425 nucleotides long. Lineage: Eukaryota; Fungi; Ascomycota; Sordariomycetes; Glomerellales; Glomerellaceae. The record is from RefSeq and is a predicted model, not a curated record.
AUGAGGUACUCCCCGGAAAUGCAAAUCGACCAUCAUGUUGGAUCGAGGAAUAGCCCAAGUCUUACGCAAAGUGCUUCGGCAACACUGGUCCGGGACCGACAAGACUGCAUACCUCUGCAAAAGAUUCUUUUGGAAGACGACAUAAUUGUACUUCUCACACCCGUCGUUGUCCCUGAUAACGGACAUGUCAAGAAUGAGAGCGACCCUUUUGAACCGCUUGGCCGUGCCAUCGCCACACGACAUUCCAUGGUGCGUCAUGUACCUUACACAAAACGUGGCGGCAUCAACAACAUCCACUUCGAGUUCAUAAAGAGAGCAAAAGCAAUUGUUUUCGUGAUUUCUGGGCCACCUAUAGAUGGUGAUGUUUCUCAGGUUGAGCUGGCUGAUGUCGCACGGUCUAUGGCCAACGAACGCCCGCAGAUCCUUGUGGCAUGCUGCAACACUCAAGUCUACGAUGUAACCGCCCACGAUUUUGCCACCAUCGUACAAGUCACAGGAUACAUACCGUCCGAUCUCGAACUGGCCGCUUCCAUCAUAUUUGGUGACCAACGAGUUUCUAUCACCAACGCUGUUCCCGUACAGAAUCUUAUUAUUGCGCCGCAACACUGGCCAGCAGAGGUUUGCGGCCCCGACAUGACACCAAUUCACCAACUAUGGACAGAGUGCCUGCCCCCGAGGUACCACCUCCCCUUGUAUGCGCUGGUGCUGCUCCUCCGGCGAGAUGGAUACGCCAUGAACUACGUCGUACGAGAACCAGAAACCAGACAAAUCGUCGGUUUUUGUGCGACCUAUACCACGUUCACAGAUAGUGACCAGGAAAAUCUGCUCGGCUCAUUGGCAAUCUUGAUUGUGAAGACCGCAUAUCGAGGACGGGGGAUAGGGCUAAGCCUCCACAACUUUGCGCUAAAGCAGCUACAGAGGACUCGGGGUGUCAAUCGACUUCAGCUUGGGUCAACAUUUCCGCGUCUUCUUUAUGGGGUACCAUCGGACUUUUUUGCGAAAGAGUGGUUUUCACGUCGAGGUUGGCAAGUGAAUGGUAAACAGCCAGGCCAAGGCCUGGAGGCCUCGGAUUGGCUGUUAAAAUUCGACGAUAUGCCAGUAACAGUUCUGUCGUCAGCAGGUUUGAGUUUUAGGCGGUGUAGCUUCAUGGACUUUCAUCUAGCCCUAGAAAUCGUGGACCGAGACGCAGUCCGGAAAGGCAAUAUGGGGUGGUACGAUCAGUAUGCCAGACUCGAUGGCACGCCUCACAUCGAAGACAUCAUUCUCGGCUUUGAGGGCGAAACCAUAGUGGCAGUCGCCCUGACUUAUAUACCCAACUCUGGAAGCCCGGUCGAUGAAGAUCUCCCCUGGGCCAAGUCAAUCGGCACAGAUGUUGGGGGAGUAACAUGCAUUUGCAUCACAGGUACGACAACCGCGAGAUGGUAA